This is a messenger RNA of Nicrophorus vespilloides, 1857 nucleotides long. Its product is annotated as ubiquitin-conjugating enzyme E2Q-like protein CG4502. Gene Ontology annotation, molecular function: ubiquitin conjugating enzyme activity. The record is from RefSeq and is a predicted model, not a curated record. Gene Ontology annotation, biological process: ubiquitin-dependent protein catabolic process; protein polyubiquitination. Lineage: Eukaryota; Metazoa; Arthropoda; Insecta; Coleoptera; Silphidae. The transcript has a single exon. The coding region runs from base 31 to 792 and encodes 253 amino acids.
UUAGCUUUCUGACUUUGCAGGUCAAUAAGAAUGACGUCGAGAUCGAAGGAGAAGGUUACCGCGAUGUUUCGCAAGAUCUUCAAGUCGUCAGGGAAGGAGGGCGAAGGUCCGAGCAAGGCUACCGCCUCAGGAAGCGGAUCUCCGGCGCGAAGACUGCUGAGAGGAUGCAGAGACAGCGUGUCUCCGGCACCACCUCCGGGCAGUCCCGGCUUCACCACGACCAACAAGCCCUCCAUGAAGCCGCCGCCGCCGCCCGAGGAACCGACUUCCAUCAGAACGGUGCGCGCUCGACGGCUGAUGAAGGAGUUCAAGGAUCUGCAGAGGCUGCAGCACUCGAAGACGGAGCCCGUCUUCACCGUGGAGCUGGUCGACGACAACCUGUUCGAGUGGCACGUGCGGAUAUACAAGUUGGACCCGGAGAGCGACCUCGGCGGCGACAUGAAGGAGCUCGGCAUCAACCACAUCCUGCUGCACCUCGUCUUCCCCGAGAACUUCCCGUUCGCGCCGCCGUUCAUGCGCGUCAUCUCGCCGCGGAUCGAGAAGGGUUUCGUGAUGGAGGGUGGCGCCAUCUGCAUGGAGCUGCUCACGCCCAGGGGAUGGGCGAGCGCGUACACCGUGGAAGCAGUCAUCAUGCAGUUCGCGGCGAGCGUCGUCAAAGGUCAGGGUCGCGUCCAACGUAAAGCCAAAGGCCAGAAGGUCUUCAGCAAACGCUCCGCGGAGGAAAGUUUCCGAUCUCUGGUGAAAACGCACGAAAAGUACGGUUGGGUCACCCCAUCCUUGGCAGACGGUUAAGAUCCAUUCAGACACAUUCACAAGAAAAACAAAGAAAACAAAGAAAUCCCCUCACGCGCUGCCAAAAAUCAAAUCCCCACUAGGCGUCGAUGAUUAUUUUUUACCCAAAAACAAAUCUUAGCCUAAAUGUUAACCCAAACGUAGUUAAAUCGUAAUCACCCUUUAAUUAAUUACUUAAUUAAUUAAUUAAUGAACUAAUUCGGAUAUUUUUAAAUGUUAAUAGAUUUUUCCCAGAUAUAUGUCUAAAUGUUAUGUCUGCAUGGGACAUUAAACCAUACAUUUUCUCUCAAAACCAACAUUUCUCAAAGAACUUUUCGACGACCCAAAAAAAAAAAAACAAAAAAUAAAUCAAUUCGUUUCUACCGUCCAAAAUGCGAAAAGCAUUUUAUUUUUUUAAGAGCAUGACGACGAGGAGAAUGAAUCAAAAUUGUAGUUUGUUUUUUUUUAGUUUUUUUCUAGAUUUAACAAGAAAAAAAACAUAGUAAAUCCGUUUCAUUCCGUUCAAAAUCACCACUUAAAUUCAACUCAACUCAAUGUCUUUAAGAACAAAAUAAUUAUAUAAAUAUAUGAAAAUGUACGUGUAUAUUAAGCAAAUACCAUACCAGUAUUAUUAGGUAUUACCGAACGUUGUUACAAUUUCAUCUUUUCUCCGUCUCUUCGCAGCUUCGACCGAAUUCGUAAUUCCAAUUCAUGGCAAUUCGGCCGAUGAUCUUUCUCUUAUUUGCUCGUCUUCCACUUUUAUUCCGCUACAAUCGUAGUUUACUGUUUUUUGUUUUGUUUUAAAUUUCUUUUGUUUCUGUUAUUCUAUUGGAAAUCCCGAUUUAUAAAUAUAUGUCUCCUGUUAAUUCAUAAACAUUACGUGUAUACUCGAUGACGACGAUUUUACUUGAAACGAGCCAGUUGUAUUUAGUUCUUAAGUUCAUACUACUAAUUACUAUGUGUGCAUUCGCAUUUGCAAUCGAGAUAACUUAUCUUUUUACUAUUGUAAGCAUAUUGAAUAACUCUGUCACCGCAGCAUUAUUGUAACUGCUAACGAGUCUCAAAUAAAUUUGGUGUAUACGUGAA